CUGUCCCCAGGACCAGUGCAUCUCAGUGCAGCUCUGUGCCGGAGCCCAGGUUUGGGAAGCGGAUAGGAAACGACUUUGGCAUUGGCACGGUGGUGCUGUUUGAAUGCAAUCCAGGCUACGCUCUGCACGGCGCCACUGCCAUCAGGUGUGAGGCCAUCCCGAACACUGUUGCUCAGUGGAACGGCACUGAGCCCACCUGCGUAGUUCCCUGUGGAGGACUGCUGACAUCUCGUAAGGGGACCAUCCUUUCUCCUGGUUACCCAGAGCCCUACGCCAACUAUCUCAACUGUAUCUGGAAGGUCUCUGUGCCAGAGGGAGCAGGCAUCCAAAUCCAGGUCAUAACUUUUGCCACGGAACACAACUGGGACUCCUUGGACUUUUUUGACGGUGUCGAUGGCAACGCGCCAAGGCUUGGCAGCUAUUCAGGUACGACCAUCCCCCAGCUCCUUAACAGCACCUCCAACAACAUCUACCUGACCUUCCAGUCCGACAUCAGUGUGUCUACAGCAGGCUUCCACCUGGAAUAUACAGCAAUAGGUUUGGAUUCAUGCCCAGAACCUCAGCCUCCCCUCAACGGUGUCAAUGUGGGCCAGCGCUUCACUGUGGGGGACAUGGUUUCCUUUCAGUGUGACCAAGGCUACUCUCUGAAGGGUAAUGAAUACAUAACGUGUAUGCCAGGGCCCGUCAGACGAUGGAAUUACCCCGUACCUCUGUGCUUAGCUCAGUGCGGAGGCUCUAUGACAGACUUCAGUGGUGUGAUCCUGAGUCCAGGCUUCCCAGGGAAUUACCUCAGCAGUCUGGACUGUAGCUGGAGCGUACAGCUCCCCGUAGGCUUCGGCAUUCACCUGCAGUUUCUAAACUUCUCUACCGAAGCGGUGCAUGACUAUCUGGAGGUGCUCAGCGGGAGUUUGGAGACGGGUUCUGUGAUCGACAGGUUCAGUGGGUCCGUUGUGCCCGGCUCUCUGUUCAGCACCACACAUGAAACCAGCUUCUUGUUCCACAGUGACUACUCCCAGAACAAACCAGGCUUCCACAUUAUCUACGAGGCCUAUGAGCUCCAGCGCUGCCCUGACCCGAGGCCGUUCCGUAACGGCGUGGUGAUAGGCCGAGACUUCGGGGUGGGCCUGACCAUCUCGUUUGAAUGCCUGCCAGGUUACACCCUGAUAGGAGAGGUCUCACUCACCUGCCUGCAUGGGGUCAGCAGAAACUGGAACUACCCUGUACCAUGCUGUGAAGCCCAGUGUGGUGGUAAUAUAACGUCUCUGAACGGGACCAUCUAUUCUCCCGACCACCCAGCAGAGUACCCUAACUUCCAGGACUGUCUGUGGAGUGUACGGGUUCCCCCAGGGAAUGGCAUCUGCAUCAACUUCACCGUUCUCAACACUGAACCCAUCUACGACUACAUCACCGUCUGGGACGGCCCUGACCAAGGAUCUCCUCAGAUUGGUCAGUUCAGCGGGAACACGCCCCAGAAAGAGGUCUAUACCACAGCCAAUCAUGUCCUCAUCAAGUUCCACAGUGAUUUCAGCACCAGCGGGUUUUUUGUACUUAGUUACCAUGCAUACCAACUGAGAGUGUGUCAGUCUCCUCCAGCUGUUGCCAACGCAGAUAUCCUCACAGAACAUGACGAGUUUGAAAUAGGGGACAUUAUCCGGUACCAGUGCCUGCCAGGGUUCACCCUGUUGGGCUCGGAGAUCCUGACGUGCAGGCUGGGGGAGAGGCUCCAGAUGGACGGCCCUCCACCUCUCUGCCAAGUACAUUGUCCUGCUAACGAGGUCCGCUUCGACUCCACGGGGGUGAUCCUGAGUCCCGGCUACCCAGACAGUUACCACAACCUCCAGACGUGUUCCUGGCUCAUCAACGUAGAGAAGGGCUACAACGUCACCCUCCACUUCCAGCUCUUCCAGACAGAGAAGGAGUUUGACAUCCUGGAGAUAUUUGACGGUCCUAACAUCUACAGCCAGAGCCUGGCGUCCCUCAGCGGUGACAUCACCACGCCCUUUAACCUCACGACCUCUGGUCAUCAGUUGCUUCUGCGCUGGUCGUCUGACCACGGCACCAACAGGAAGGGCUUCCACGUCAGAUAUGUGGGUGAGUAUCAAACGAUGUACUGCAGUACUCCAGACUCCCCCCAGCAGGGUUUUGUAGUGAGCCAGACAGGAGGGCAUCUCAACAGUGUGGUGCGUUGGGGCUGUGACCGGGGCUACCGGCUCAUUGGAAAGGCCACAGCUGUCUGUAAGAAGACGGCCUUUGGGUAUUAUACCUGGGACUCAACGGUACCUGCAUGUCAAGCCGUGGCGUGUGGCGUGCCCACUGCACCGCUGAAUGGAGGCGUCCAGGCUGUUGAUUACUCCGUGGCAGCACGGUUAACCUACUUCUGCAACAACGGCUUCAGGCUCUCCUCCAAGGAUCUCACCGCCACCGUCUGCCAGCCUGACGGCACAUGGAGCAACCACAACAAGAUACCUCGCUGCCCAGUGGUGGUCUGCCCCAGUCUGGGCUCCUUCUCUCUGGACCACGGGAAGUGGACGAUCGUCAACGGGUCCAGCUAUGAGUUCAGAACCAAGGUGGUGUUCAGCUGUAACCCGGGUUACUACCGGCUCGGUCCCGCUCACAUCCAGUGCCUGGCCAAUGGGGCGUGGAGCUGGCGGAACGAACGACCUCGAUGCAGAAUCAUUUCCUGUGGAGAGCUGCCCACUCCUCCUAAUGGGAGAAAGAUUGGAACUCAGACUACCUUUGGAGCCUCCGCCAUCUUCAGCUGCAACCCUGGAUACAUCCUGGUGGGCUCCACUGUGAGGGAGUGCAUGCUGUCAGGACUGUGGAGCGGCACAGAGACUCAAUGCCUGGCUGGUCACUGCGGUAUCCCGGAGCAGAUUGUGAACGGUCAGGCGAUAGGGGAGAACUUCGGAUACAGAGACACCGUGGUCUACCAGUGUAACCCUGGCUUCAGACUCAUAGGAUCCUCGGUCCGUAUCUGCCAGCAGGAUCACCUCUGGUCUGGACAGCUGCCGCUGUGUGUCUCAAUCACAUGUGGCCAUCCAGGCAGUCCCAUCUAUGGGAGAACUACAGGGGACGGAUUCAACUACAACGAUGUGGUCAGCUUCUUCUGUAACCAAGGUUACGUACUGGAGGGAGUGUCCAGAGCCCAGUGCCAGGCGAGUCGCCAGUGGAGUCAACAACCACCUUCAUGUAGAGUGGUGAACUGCACAGACCCUGGCAUCCCAGCUAACUCCAUCAGGGAGAGUAAGAUAGAGCAGGGUGAUUUCACCCUGGGCAGUGUGGUGUUCUACACCUGUAACCCUGGAUACUACCUGUUCGGUUCCUCUGCACUGACCUGUCAACCUAUUGGCCACUGGGACAAACCUCUACCUGAAUGUCUUGAGGAGGACUGUGGGAACCCUGGCUCUCCUCCCUACGGUACCAUGGUUGGGGACAAGUUCUCGUUUGGCUCCACGGUACAGUACUCCUGUUCAGGGGACCGAGAGCUGAUUGGAGAGUCAUCACUCACCUGUCAAAUCAAUGGACACUGGAGUGGACCCAUACCUCACUGUUCAGGAGACUCUGUAGGGAGCUGUGGGGACCCUGGUACACCCGUCCAUGCAAGCAGAGAGGCCAGCAACUUCCAUCUGCGUAGUAAAGUCCGCUUCACCUGCGCUGUGGGCCACACACUGUACGGCUCAGCUGAGAGGAUCUGCUUUCCCAAUGGGACCUGGUCUGGGAGACAGCCCUUCUGCAAACCGGUGCACUGUGGUAACCCGGGGACACCUGCUCACGGCCGUAUUUUCCGGGUCGACGGUACGACCUUCACUCACUCUGUAGUCUACUCCUGUAUGGAUGGAUAUCUCCUCUCAGGCACGCCCACCAGACACUGUCUGGCCAACGGCACCUGGUCUGGCACCGCUUCUAACUGCACCAUGAUCAGCUGCAUUGACCCAGGUGUUCCUGCUAAUGGUCUGAGGUUUGGAGAGGACUUCACUGUGGGCCACAACGUCACCUUCAUGUGCCAGCCUGGCUACCUGAUAGAGGCAGGCGGGGCCACAACUCGCACCUGUACCCACAAUGGCACCUGGAGCGCCACCACGCCCAUCUGCAAAGUGGUGACCUGCCCUCCGCCUCCUCCCAUCCACAACGGGCUCGUGGAGGGCUCCGUGUUUGAGUGGGGUACCAGCGUGAGCUACAGCUGCCUGCCCGGGUACGAGCUCUCCUUCCCGGCUAUCCUCACCUGUGUGGGCCUGGGCUCCUGGAGAGGAGAUCUGCCUCAGUGUCUGCCCAAGUUCUGUGGAGACCCUGGUACCCCAGCCAAGGGGAAAAGAGAAGGACGAAGUUUAAUCUACAAGUCAGAGGUUACCUUCAGCUGUAGCGCCCCCUAUGUCCUGGUGGGGUCAACUACACGCAUCUGUCAGGACGACAGCACCUGGAGCGGCUCUCAGCCACGAUGCAUAGAACCAUCCAGGACGACCUGUGAGAACCCAGGAACACCUGAAUACGGCUCCAUGAACAUCAGCCUGGGGUUCAAGGUGGGCAGUAAGGUGGAGUUCCAGUGCCAGCAGGGCCACCUACUCCAGGGUUCCACCACCCGACUCUGCCUGUCUGACCUCACCUGGAGCGGCUCUCAGCCAACAUGCAUCCCCCAUUCCUGUAAGCAGCCCAAGUCCCCUCCCAAUGCAGACGUGGUUGGGAUGGAGCUGGCUCCGUAUGGCUACACCCUGCUCUACUCCUGCCAGCCUGGCUUCAUCCUGUCUGGGGGGUCAGAACACAGGGUCUGCAGGUCUGAUGGAAGCUGGACCGGUAAGGUCCCCAUCUGCAGAGUGGGCUCCAAACAGAUGGAGAAACCUACCACAACCUUACAGGGAACGCCAAGCCCCAACAUUCACGUCCCUGAUGACGUCUUCGCCCCUGAUUUCAUCUGGAGAGGCUCCUAUGAUUAUAAGAGUCAGAAACAACCGAUGACUUUGACCGUCACUCAUUUUAAUAGCAGCACGGGAAUAGUGAACGCGACGCUAAACGACAGCAACGUGGAAUUCCUGCUCUCUGGAGUGUAUAAGAACCGCGAGGCCAGGUUAAUGCUCCUGCUGUACCACAUGAAAGCCCUGGCCCACAGCACGUAUAGCCGGGUUACCGAGGAGACCUGGGCUAUGGAUGGUUUUGUCUCAGCUGAACCUGACGGGGGCAGUUAUGUAUUCCAAGGCUUCAUCGAGGGGAAAGACUAUGGACAGUUCGGGCUGCAGAGACUAGGUAUGAAGGUGAGAGAGAUCAACAUCACCACUGCAGGUCCUCCUCAUGUCUCCAACAGCAGCUCUAUGGUCAUAGCCAUCCUGGUACCUUUCUUUGGCCUCGUGUUGGCAGGCCUGGGAUUCUAUCUCUACAAACAACGGAAAACAGAUCAGACCCAGUACACCGGCUGUUCAGUCCACGAGAACAACAACGGCCAGGCGACGUAUGAGAACCCCAUGUACGACACCAACACCAAGUCUGCGGAGGGGAAAGUGGUUCGCUUUGACCCCAACCUCAACACCGUAUGCACUGUGGUUUGAAGAUGUGGGUGUGCCAAACGCACCGGGGUUUGACGAUGCUUUUGCCGAACAGGAAAGCUUGUUCAGAAAUGCAUCACUGGUUUGAUGCAACACUGCACUGUGGUUUAUUGAUGCUGUCUGACGAACGGAAUUGCCCGAGAGUUCUUUUGGUAAAAACAUUUUAAAAAAUGGAUGUCUUGUCUUUUAUAAUAUCUGUCUGCAACGAGUUUCUGAAGACGGCACAGCACCGCCUUGGGAAACAGGAAGGCACAGCACAGCCUCGGGAAACAGGAAGGCAAAGCACAGCCUCGGGAAACAGGAAGGCACAGCACAGCCUCGGGAAACAGGAAGGCACAGCACAGCCUUGGGAAACAGGAAGGCACAGCACCGCCUCGGGAAACAGGAAGGCACAGCACAGCCUCGGGAAACAGGAAGGCACAGCACACCUUCAGGAACAACAGUUGUGCGUGUUGUGGAUGAUGGACGGGGUGAAUCAGCAAGCAGAAUGAGACGGUCCUCUUUUAAAAAUACAUCUUCACCUGAUGGGUGAAGUUAUUCCUACCUGCACUCUGAGAGUGAUGCUAUGUGAAUAAUGCCUUUCCUGACAUGUUAGUACACGAGUCGUUUACGCUCCAGUCAACGCAAACAAUGGAGCAUCGUUAAGGCAACAGUCAACGCAAACAAUGGAGCGUCGUUAAGGCAACAGUCAACGCAAACAAUGGAGCGUUGUUAAGGCAACAGUCAACGCAAACAAUGGAGCGUCGUUAAGGCAACAGUCAACGCAAACAAUGGAGCGUCGUUAAGGCAACCAAAUGGAACCCUAGUCUUUUCCAGAUGGAAGUUAUCAGAGCUGGGUUCAAAUAUUAUUCAAAUUCCUUUAGCCUUUUGCUCUAGUCUGCCCCAGAGGGGUGGAGGGGGUUUGUCCUUUUGCUCUAGUCUGCCCCAGAGGGGUGGAGGGGGUUUGUCCUUUUGCUCUAGUCUGCCCCAGAGGGGUGGAGGGG
Messenger RNA from Oncorhynchus kisutch (coho salmon), 6514 nucleotides. RefSeq names its product CUB and sushi domain-containing protein 3-like. The annotation marks the transcript as partial. NCBI's taxonomy places the organism in Eukaryota, Metazoa, Chordata, Actinopteri, Salmoniformes, Salmonidae. The record is from RefSeq and is a predicted model, not a curated record. The transcript has 37 exons.